Messenger RNA from Fonticula alba, 7503 nucleotides. RefSeq lists its product as hypothetical. NCBI's taxonomy places the organism in Eukaryota, Rotosphaerida, Fonticulaceae. The transcript is spliced from 16 exons. The record is from RefSeq and is a predicted model, not a curated record. Bases 1 to 7404 code for a protein of 2467 amino acids.
AUGGACACCCAGGCGGAUCACACCUUCUUCGGGGACUUCGCCGAGGGGGAUUCCUUCUUCCUGCCGGCCAGCCAGCUCCCCUCGGCCACGUACGGGACACAGGCCACCCAGGCCACCCCACGGCCAUGGCCUUCGGAGAGGGUCGCCAGCGUCGACACCGCCGAGGCCGCCUUCCUGGCCAGUCUGGACCGGUCGUCCCAGCACUUUGCCAGCCAGAGGUCCCCCGGCGGGGGGUCUGCCUUUUCACAAUCCUCCCAGGCGGCCAUCAGCUCCUGGUCCUACAGCACGCAAAUCCAAUCCAGCCAGCUGGAUCUCGCCGGGCGCCUGGUGCCGGUGGGCCUUCCCCCGGGGGCGGCGGAUGCCCUGGCUGCCGAAGUGGCCGUCGCACGGGCCUUCGCCCCGGGGCCGGCGAGCCCGGCCGAUGGUCUUUCACGGCGACUGGACGCCAUGCUGCGCGAGGCUUCGACCCCCGGGGCGUCGGCCGGCCGGCGCGAGGACACCAUGCUGGGGUGGCUGUGCAUCGCGCGCGAUGUGUGGGAGCGCCGGCUGGCCGAGCACCGGCUGGCCGUGAUGGCCGCCCACCGGUCGUCCUCCGACGACUCUUCCCCGUCCGAGGACGAUGACGCUGCCACCGCUGCCACCGAUGGUGAGGACGGGCAUGCGGAGGCCGGGGCGCGUGGCGAUGUCCCCGACGGUCUGUCGGGGUCCGGAUCCCCGGGUCUCGAGACCGAGCCCGAGCAUUGGAGCGACCGACAGUCGAUGCCGAGCCGCGAGUCGCCGGGCUCCUCGGACCCCGGGACUCCGGCCUCCGGCGAUGGGUCCGGCGGCUUCGCGGUCCCCGGCGCUCGGGCCGCCGCGACCGAGGUCGACCAUACGUCGGCCCUGCUGGCGGACUUGGCCUCGGCCGUGGCCGCCAUGUCGAUCGAGCGCCUGUCGGAUGCGGUGGGAUGGAUCCGCUCGCGUGCCGGGGUUCUUCUCCAUUCGACCAGUGACACCUCGGACCCGGGGCACCCGAAUGCCCUGACUCUGGCCUCGGCGACCAUGUCGCUCUUUGAGCUGGCGAUUCGCAUUGUCCCUCCGAAGGUCCUGCUCGCGAAUGCGCAGCUCCUGUUUCACAGCUUUGCCCGGGCACGUCCGCGGGACUUGAGCAAGCUCGGCCCCUCGGGCGAGGCCCUCACCCUGCUGCCCUCGCUGCUGGGCUGUCUGGCGGAAAUGCCACGGCCGGACCCGGCCGCCCAGGCCAACGCCUCCGGCGAUGCCAGUGCCCCGGAAUUGUGGCUGACAGUCCGCCGGUCGACGGGCGACGAGCUGAUGACCGGGCCCGAGUGCGUGGCCUUCCUUGUGGGCAAGCUGGCCUCCUUCUCCUGGCCAACGCAUCUGAUUGUUCCCAUGGCCUCGCUUUUGCGGAAAUUCCCCCCGGUGCCGGGUUCCGUGCUGGCCGGCGCCCUGCACGCGGACCCGGCCUUCGAGUCCUGGCGCGAGGCAUUCCACGGGUCGGCGAUGGACACCGGCACGGGCGCCACCGCGGUGGCGCCCGUGCCGGCCUCUGUGGACCUGGUUCUUUGCCUUUUGUGGCAGCUACGCCGGUGUGAGGCCGCCGACAUCGGGGCCCUGUUGCAGGCGAUCUUGACCUUCGCCCAGGAGGGCCUCGAGGCGUGUGACGCGGAGGCGGCGGCCCCGGCCGCAGGCGCAGCCGAUAUGCCGGCCACCCGGCGGCGUGCCCGAGCAGCCGGCGACCUGGCGGAUCCCGGCCCGGCCAAGCGUCGGCCAGCCGCCUCGCAAGCCCGUACACAGGCUCGGUCGCAGGCUCGGUCGCAGGCUCGGUCCCAAGGUCGCACCCAGACACCGGCGCCGGGGGCUGCUGUGGCCGACUCGGCCCCGGCCCCGGCCCCGACGGCUGCACCUCCUCCUUCCAGGCCCGGCGCCGUCCUGCUGCCGAGCGAGCCACUUGCCCGGAUGAUCCUCGCUCUGGUGGUGGAUCACUUCGAGCUGACCGACCACCUGUACGGGGUGCUGGCCUGCCGGGCCACCGAGCCGGAGUCGCUCGCGCCCCUCCUGCCCCUGGUGCGCCGGUCGAGCGCCGAGCAGUAUCCGUCCAUCCGGCGGGCCGUGGCUCAGCACCUGUUUGCCGCGUUGCGCACCUUCCCAACCCUUCGCCGUCGCCUGGCACAGCUCCUGGUGAGGCGCUUCCACCGAACGGCGGGUCCCCGCCCGUCGGCCGGCCUGUGGCCCGAGGACCUUCCCCCACCUCCCCCCCUGGGCCCCUUCGCCGCCGUGGCUCUGCUGCAGUGCGCCGAAAUUGAGGGGCUCAUGCAGCCGGGGGCCCCGGGGGCCCCGAAGCCCGGGCCCCGGCGCGCCCCGGAGCCGGGCUUUGACUUUCGCCAGCUGGCCGACCUGCUUUCCUCGUGGCACCAGCGAGGGGUGGUGGCGGCCCGGUUGCGGGCCUUUUCCGGCAUCGGCGCCGAGGGGGUUCCCCCUGCUGGGCCCGGCGGCCCGGAAACGACCAUCCUCUGGCUGGCCCUCUUCGCGGACAUGCCCCCUUGGGAGGAGCUCUCUGCGGCCCGGGCCACGCCCGGCCUGGCGAACGCCGCGAGCGCCAGCUCGGCUCGCCUGAAACAUGGGUACUUUUCGUGUGCCGGAUGGGCGGUCCGCGCGGGGCCGGCCCUCCUCCAGCUGGCCCUGGAGGCGGCGCUCAGUGUCUCCUCUCCGCUGGCCGGGCCGCUCUUUGCCGGGGGCCCGGACACCGCGCCCGCCGGGCUCGGCCUGCGGCCCCGGGACUUCUGGCACAUCUCCGCGCCCCCGAGCCCCGGGACGCCGAUCGAGCGCAUCCUCGGCCACUUUGCCUCGGUCCUGGUGACGACGGUGCUCUGCCCCCUGGCGGCCUUCUGGUGGGCCGCCGGGGCCGACCUGCCGGGCCCGGACCACCACGGGCAGGUGCCCUUCCAUGUGGCGGUCCACCGGCUGGCCACCGGCGCCCCGGGGUCCGGUGGGCCUCGCCCGGCGGAGGCCCUGCCGCUGGCCAGCCUCCGGCAACUCCGCCAGGGCCCGACUGCUGAGCGUGCCUGGCUGGCGGUCCUGGCCCGAGCUGACCGGCACCUUUUCCGCCGGCCGGUCGGCCUGGCGGCAUUGGCCUGGUCCACCGGGUCGCCGGGGGACCUGGAGCCCACGAGCGGCGCCCUGGAUCACGCCCUCUGGCUGGGCCACUGGCUCCUGGGGGCCCUGGAGGCCGGGGCCUGUGCCGGGCUGCUGGCGGCCGAUUGCGCGGUGCUCUGUCCCGACGAGGGCCCGGGCGACCCGGGCUGCCUGUUGCACAUGCUGCUCGAUGGCUAUGCCCAGCACCAUGCCUUCAUGGAUCCCGCCCUGUCGGGGCGGGUCUUCCGGCUGCUGGGCUCCGAGCUGCUGGCUGACCGGCCACGGGUGGCCGACUUCCGCUUUCUCUUUGCCUCGCCGCUUCCUCUGGGCCCUGGUGGCCGGGAGCUGGCGACCGGGCCCCAGGCCCCGGCCGCUCGGCUACUUGCUGCCCUGCACCAGGACCUCUUUUCCGACUUCCUCGCUCGACGUCUGGCCGGGGUGGAUGGCCUCCUGUGCCUGUUGCGGCUGUAUGGCGCGCCGGCCGGCGAGGACGCCGGCACUCUGAUCGGCCUCCUGCUCGGGGUGCUGGACCGCCCGGCGCCGGAGCUCAGCUGCGCCCGGCUCCAUGCCCCGGUCAGCCACGGGCCCAAUGCGAAUGUCGUGCGGACGGCCCUCCGCGGGCACAUUUUCGCCGGCCUGGCCGCCAUGAUGGCCGACUGUCCUGGCCUGGGGCCCCUCCUGCAGCCGAGCAUCUUCCCCUUGAUCGAGCGGUAUUUGGCCCCGGCCCCGACGAUGAUGAUGUCCUCGGCCGAGUUCCUGGAGAUGAUUGGCGCCGGCCUGGCCGGCGAGAUGCAGCUGGACGCCGCGCUGGACCCAUGUCCCAAGACCGAGGCCUUUGCCGUGGAGCUGGUCUCCGGGGCAGUCAUGCGUCCGCAUGUGGCCCGCCAUGUGCCGCGAUCGGCCUCCGGGGUGGCUCUCCCCUGGGCCGGCGGGGUGGCCGGCCUCGGGGAGGCCUUCCUGCACCCGGGCGAUCCGGCGGCCCUCGGGGCACGCCAGGCGGCCCUCUCGCGUGCGGCGCGACUGCUGGUGCGGGAGGCCCUGCCGGAGCUGCUGCACCUGGUGGUGGAGCUCCUGGCCACCGGGGCCCGGGGGAGCGGCGCGUCCGGCGUGCCGGUGGUCGCGCCGGUGGAUCCGGCUCACGAGAAUUACGGCUGGGUCCCGGCCGCGGUGACCGGGGCCACCUUGGUGACCGGGCGCAAGCCCGGCGCGGCUGCCCCACCAAGCGCCGAGGGGGGCUCGGCGGCCGAGCGCCUGGGCGCCGCCGUCCGGUGGGACGACUUCGGCCUGGCGCUGAUGCAUGCGCGGCUGCUGGGGGCCAUGCGGGCCGUGGCACGCGGCGGCCCGACGGCCUUCCGGCUGUCGGCCUCGGCCGGGGAUUACCGGCCGAUGGGGGCCUGCGAGGGGGCCGGGCCCGGCCCCGGGGUCGGGCCCGGCGGGCCGUCGCUGCCGACCGGGACGCUGGCCCGCGAGCCGAUCGACCCGGUGCGCGCCGUGGCUCGGAGCCGGCUGUUCCUCGGUGCCGGGGCCGCAUUGCAGGGGCUGCUGCUUCGGGGGCUUGGCCGGCCGGUGCUCCGGGCACGGGGGGACCCGCGCGCGCGUGAUGUCCCCCCGGCCGUCGGCCAGGCCGGCUCGGGGCCCGUGUGCUCGCUGCUGGCGGCCGAUGGGCGCCUGCUGCUGUCACUGCGCCGGCGCCUGGACCACCAGGCCGGCGUGACCCUGGCCGGGCUCGGGGCCGGCGGGCAGACGGCCGCCGCGGCCGCGCACUCCCUCCGGCAUGUGGACCAGCCGCUGGUUGGCCCGAGCUACCUGCUGUUGGUGGACCAUGCGGUGUCGGUGGCCGCCGGGACCGGGGACACGCCCAGCCCGGCGGGGCUGGCCCACUGGGACCCCGGGGCCUUGGGCGCCGGGGCGCUGGCCCUGGCCGGCCUGUCGGCGCACCAGCCCCUCACCGGCCUGGCCCUGACGCUCAGCCCCCUGGCAUCGAGCAUUCCUCUGGCUCCGGGGGGGGCGUCGCCGGAUGGCGGCCCCUUCUUCGGGGCGGCCGACGCGGCGCAGGUCCUCCAGUGGCUUUUGCCACGGGGGUCGGCUGGCCGACCUGCUGACGAGGACUCGGCGGCUGCCGCGUCGGCGGCCCUGAACCGGCGGAUGCUGGCCAGCGAGGCCUCCUUCGUGCGGUACGUCUGGCUGGCGGCGGCCGGUGGGCUGGCGGUGCAGUAUCGCCGCCGCGGGCCCCUCAUCACGGCGGCCAACCACCAGGCUGUGGGGGCCCUCCUGGAAUCGGCCCUGCUCGGUGUCUUGGCGCCGGCUCGCCCGGCCGAAGGGGACCCCCCCGCGUCCGGGGCCUGGCGCCCGGUCCAGCUGAGCCCCUUUAUGGAGGACGGCCGCGAUCUCACCCGGCGCGAGCGUCAUUUGGCUCCGACUUACGCGGCGUGCGCCGUAUUGACCUUCGGCCUGCGGCUCGUGGAGGCCACCCACGGCCCGGCCGCUGCAACUGGCGUCCUGCUGGACGCCAUGCACCGGGUGGCGGUCUCGGGUGGCUAUGCGCCCGGCCCGAGCGCCUCGGGUGGCCGCCCAUCCAGCUCGGUCCUGGGUGAUGAGAUGCUCUGGGGCACGGAUCUGCUGCUGAAGGCCAUGGAUCGGCUGCUUUUCUCCUGCCGCGUGCCGAUAAAUGCCGUCCCGCUGCUCCGGGCCCCGGUGCUGCCGUAUGUCCGGCGCGGGGCCGGGCCGUCAGCGCGCUCCGGCGACGACUCCCCGAGCGACGAGGACGACGAGGCGAGCCCCAGCCGCGCCGCCCUGCCGAACAGUGCCUUUGCCGCGCCCACCAGCCACACCUAUGCCCAUGGCACCGAGGUGGCGGUCCUCCUGCUCGCCCUGUCGCGAUACAUGGUGCUGCCCUUGGCCCGGUCGGCGGGCCAGCCGGCGGUGGCCUGUCUCUGGCCGCUGUCCGGCCGGUGCCAUUGCCAUUCGGCGGUCGGGCCCGGCGAGUCGGCCGACCGGGCCCUGGACCAGGCCGAGCGGUGGCUGGUCUCGAUUUCCCAGCAGUCCGUGCACUCGCGCAUCUUCGACUCGUCGGCCAUGCUGCUGAAAAGCGCCCUCAGCUGCCUGCUUGACAUGCUCCGAACAUCUGGGCGCCCCUUGGACCCGCUUGUUCGGCUUCUUCCCCACCUGGCUCGGUCGGCCACCGUCGUCCAGGAGUAUGGCCUGCCCGAGGCCGAGCGCCUGGUGGACGAUCUCGGCCUGACCCGGGCAGCGGCACACAUGCUGGUCGAGGGGGGUGUCCUGGCGCGGCCGAGCUCCGGCACAGGCGGGGGCUUUGUGUGGCCGGCGGCGGCCGCGGCGGCGGCGGCCGCGGCGGCCGCGGCGACGGCGGUGUCUGGGGCCGACGCCGCGCAGCUCCCGGCCGGGCUGACCCCGGCCCUGCUGGAUGCGCCGCUGGUCUUUUGGCGGACCACCCCCCCGCCGGUGCUGGCCCCCCCGGCGGUUGCCCUGGCGCACUUUGUCCUGGCGCUGGUGGAUGGCGAGGCCGACCGCGUGGAUGCCCUGCUGGAGGGGGCUCAUGCCCCGCCGCCGGGGGUCACCGGGCUGGCACUGCUGGACACCGUGCUGACCCAUGUCACGCGGCUCUUCCAGGCAUCCCUGUGCCUGGUGGCCGGAGUGGCCGCGUCGGCCUGGCUGACGCCCGGGCGGCUGCUCAUCGCCGCCGGUCUCCAGCUGCGGGCCGCCUCUGGCGGCGGGGGCCCCGAUGACCCGCUCACCUGGGGGUCGGUUGCGCCGCUGCCGGUGGUGCGCGCCUGCACGCGCCUCUUCCGCCUUGCGCUGUCCCUCUUCCGCAAGCUCCAGGAACUCCAUCUGCCCGUGGACAUGAGCCGCCUGCAUGCGCUUGUGCACCUGGUCCAUUCGCCCUUCAUGCGGGCCUUCUUCGACUUCCUUCAGAACUGGCAGCGGCGCAAUGCCGCGGACCUGCGCCUCCGACGGAUGCAGGCCGACCCCGACGAUGCUGGCGAUGCCUCGGGCAAGAGCCGCUCCAAGGGCGGUCCCAAGGCCGGCCGCAAGGGCGGCAAAGCCGCCGCCGGCACCGCUGGCGGGGCCGACUCCGCCCCCGGCGCGGACGCCCUCUCGCGCGCCGUCCCGGCGGCCAUCUAUGCCGCCGAGUCCCUGGAAAAGGAGCUCGCCCAGCUGGCCCGGACCUUCGCCGCGCCGCAGCUCCUGCGCGGAAUCCGCCGCGCGGAAACCCGCGACUUCCAGAUCCAAAUCAACGCCCUCAACACCUAGAGAGCGCCCUCCGCUCCCCCUGCCCUCUCGGCCUGCGGCUGCUUCCAAAUGGUCCCUGGGGCCUGGACCGGCCUGUACAAUAGAUUUCAACCGUUGGCA